AUGGUGACAACUCAGCCUAUCAUACCCCAAACUCAAGUUGGCGCUGAACAUGAAGCCUCCUUCACUCACAUUCUCAUGAGAGAACUCAUGAGCUCACGGCUGGCACCGCAAUUGCACAGGAGUCGAGCUCCUGGUCCUGGCCAUCAGAGGCAGCAAAACUCCUCCGAUAUUGCGGGUGAUUUGGACACGAGCCCUCUCUCACUGCCAACGAGACAGAUAGCGGAGAAUCUCGUCAAAGAGUACUUCCAAUCUACGAGUGCUGGUAUGCCGUUGCUGCACGAGCCCACCUUCAGAAAGAAGCUCGAUCUCAUCUACGAUAUGCCUCGAGUGGUCGACAUGGCCGAAGACCACAAAACUAUAGAGUCGAAACUUGCUCUCUUCUUCGUGCUCGAAGUCUUUGCGGCGGCGCUCCUAUCAAUGUCCAAGAAUGAUCCUGCGAGAAUACCAAUAUGGCUAGCAGAUCGUUAUCACAAAACAGCUAUCGCAGCUCUCAUCGAAGCCGGUCUGCCAGCCGACGUCGAAGGCGUCCAGGUCCUCCUCCUCGUUGGGCAGUUCUACUAUCUCCAUCCAACACUAUGGGUUGUCUGGAAUACAGUUGGUGCUGCUAUCCGCCUUGCCGUGGAGCUGGGCCUGCACCAAGAUCCGUCCCCCGAAGAGGUGGACACUCUCACACUCGACACCAGAAGACGAACUUUCUGGGUAGCAUACGCAAUGGAUCGCAACAUUUCGGUGGCGCUCAACAUGCCGUCCUGUCUUUCAGACGGCGCAAUCAACGUCGAGUUUCCUAGCGAUAUCAACGACGAGCUCAUCACCAUAGACGGCAUUAGGCAGGAUGAGGCGCAAAAGUCAGGAGCUAAGCUAGUCAGUCUACAUCUGUUUCGGUACCGCCAGAUUCAGUCCGAAAUGCAGCGAGUUCUCUACGAGAAGCCAUCGCCUCCGUAUUCCCCCGUCCCGAUGGACGACUGGCAGCCAAAGAUGCGCGACCGUAUCGACGAGUGGCUUCGAAAUAUCCCCGCGGGAGACAACUUGAACAGCCUCGAUAAGACUGUCGUUGAAACCUUUGAGCUAACACAUCAUACGGCGUUGUUCCGCCUUUACCGCCCAUCUCCGAACAAUCCCAACCCAUCAGGUAUUCAACUGCUAGCCGCCACCCAGUCAGCCAUGAAGAUGAUCCAUCUUUACCGGGAGUUCUUCCGCAGGAAGAGAUUGACCAUUUACUGGCAGUCUGUGGAGAACGUUUUCUCUGCCGGGACAACUCUGUUGUUCGCGUACACCAACUCCGCUGAAGUGAGAGAGGCGAUCAGCUCCCAGUCUUUCCAGUCUCUUGUCAACACAUGCUCUUCCAUACUAUGGGGGAUGGUGGAACAUUUUCCAGCAUUUCAAGGCAAACGAGAUGUCUUCGACACGGCUUCGUCAAAGGUCAUGAUGGAACUGUCGCAUGGCGUUUGCUCGGGCGAAUCCGGGCUGGUCGCUCCAUCCUCUGCAACUGAUACGGCCCAAGAAGUCCAGGAGACACAAUUAGCCUCGCUGGGUACGAUUGACUCCACCAACUUCGAUAUGCAGCCGUCAUCUACGAGUCUUUUGGACUUUGAUGAUUUGUCCAUGAUAUGGGAAGCCACGGCUGACUUGAGCGGGACUUUCAUGCCGUCCUGGGUGUGA
Messenger RNA from Colletotrichum gloeosporioides, 1659 nucleotides. RefSeq lists its product as uncharacterized. Gene Ontology annotation, biological process: positive regulation of transcription by RNA polymerase II; DNA-templated transcription. NCBI's taxonomy places the organism in Eukaryota, Fungi, Ascomycota, Sordariomycetes, Glomerellales, Glomerellaceae. The transcript has 2 exons. The coding region runs from base 1 to 1659 and encodes 552 amino acids. The record is from RefSeq and is a predicted model, not a curated record. Gene Ontology annotation, molecular function: DNA-binding transcription factor activity, RNA polymerase II-specific; sequence-specific DNA binding; zinc ion binding.